CAAUUCGGCCCCCAGAACCGCUGACCACUGAAUCCAUCCAUCAGCAGCACAAUAUUUCAGCCCUGUACCUAUCCUCCACAAGAAAACAAGAAACAAGCCGAGAGCUCUUGGCUUCUGCUACGUCGUUCACUUCCUUCCGCUCCUUAUUUCGGGUUUAUACCCGCAUCCUCUCCCUCCUCUUCUUGUCUCCCCUCUUUUGCCUUAUCAUAUCGUCUUAAUGACAACGAAGCCACCACUAUUCAAGACAAGACCACUUUAGGGCACAUUUGCUGUCGUGUCUCACGUUGGCGUCUAUUUUUGUCGCUUUCUGUUUCCGAUUGUUUCGUCUUCUUCCGCGGGCGCCGAGUUGACACUACUGCCGAAACUCUAUCUUCCUCUCCAAGGCGACGUCGAGCAGAUCCUCAACAUUUACCACGACAUCUACGACGAUCAUACGAAUAUAUACUAUACACAUUUACGGACAUGAGCUCUUCCAUAGAUCCUCAUCCCAAUGGGAAUGGUCACGCGGGUGAUCAUGACCACGUUAUACGCCCUCGACCGCGCAAACCGAAACAUUCACAGGUCUCAGAGGUUCUUCGCAUGUCAACAGCAGAAGAUAGCGAGGGACACCUCAUGCCCGAUAACAUGAGCACAGGAACUGCCAGUGGGUUGACUAGUGGUCGUUCCACGCCCGUCCCGGAGAAUGCGCCUCCAUCCGUUAAAGUCCUCUCGACAGUUCGAAAGCAAACCCGUGCAGAGCAACGUCGCCGUAUAUUUCCAACGAUCGAGUUCGCCUCGCGUGUUAGUCAUUUCGACCCCGAAAGCGAUUACCGAGACUUCCAUGGCUUCUUCAACCUCUUCUGGAUUGGCCUUGCCAUCAUGGGCAUCACCUCAAUGCUACGCAACCUCAAAGAUACUGGGUUUCCUCUAAGAGUGCAAAUAUGGGGUCUCUUCACAGUAAAGCUCUGGCAUCUUGCCAUUGCCGAUUUCCUUAUGGUCGCAACGACAGCUGUUAGUCUGCCAUUGAACCGUGCAGCUCGAAGUGCAAAGCCCGGUAGCUUUCUGUCGUGGGAUAAGGGUGGAAUAGCUAUUCAGAGCAUCUACCAAGUUGCUUGGCUUUCGCUUUGGAUUGUUGUGCCCUUUCACUUCGAAUGGACCUGGACGUCGCAGGUGUUCUUUCUCUUGCAUACCAUGGUACUACUAAUGAAAAUGCACUCGUACGCUUUCUACAACGGGCACUUGUCGCAGACGGAGAAGCGACUGUACGCUCUCGACAACCCCUUCUUGCCUCACGAUCGACGACCAGCCUACCAAUAUCCAUCCACCGACAGUGUCGCUAACGGCGAGGCUACUAUUUCUGGUAGCAAGAAGCGUCGUCGAAACCGUAGCAAGAAACGACAGCAAGCCAAGCGCAGCAACAGCGAUGGAAACAAGAGCAACGAGGAGGUGGAUGCUGUUAACAACAACCUUUUGGUACCCAGUCCUGUCGCGAGCGGCAACAAUAGUGCCGACGAAGUCGAUGAGUUGCGAGAAGAUCUUGCCCGUGAGCUUACGAGUCCCAUUGGCAACGUCACAUAUCCGGCCAACCUCACCUGGUCCAAUUACAUGGACUACCUCCUCUGUCCAACGCUCUGCUACGAGAUCGAAUACCCUCGAACGUCCCGCAUCAACUGGAUUAAUCUGAUUUCCAAGAUCAUCGCCACUUUUGGUUGCAUCUUUCUCUUAACAAUCAUAUCAGAAGACUUCAUUCUUCCAGUUCUUAUAGAUGCCUCAGAGCGCCUCGAUGCCGUUCCAGCAGUCUCAUCGCUUUCGGAGAAGUCGCUCAUCCUAGCCGAGACCAUCUCAUGGCUUCUCUUCCCUUUCAUGCUCACGUUCCUCCUCGUUUUCCUCGUCAUCUUCGAAUACGUCCUUGGUGCAUUCGCGGAAAUCACUUGCUUCGCCGAUAGACAUUUCUACUCUGACUGGUGGAACUCAACCGACUGGAUGGAGUUCUCGCGCGAGUGGAACAUCCCCGUGUAUAGCUUCCUUCGACGCCACGUCUACAGUGCCUCUCGACCUCGCAUUGGCAGAGGAGCUGCCACGGCGUUGACGUUCCUCAUUUCUGCUAUUGGCCAUGAGAUCGUCAUGGCGUGUAUCACCAAGAAGCUUCGUGGUUACGGCUUCGUGUGUCAGAUGCUUCAACUACCCAUCGUGAUGCUCCAACGUACGCGAUGGGUCCGUGGUAAGAAGACCUUGAACAAUGUCUGUUUCUGGGCAUCGAUGGUUCUCGGUCUCAGCAUGAUCUGCGCUCUCUACGUUCUCGUGUAGUCAAACCAAGCUCUAGAAGAGUAUGCUGGCCAUACUGAGCGCUUGUCGCAUCCGACAUCUGUACAACACCAACCUAGAUAGGUACAUAUCCCAUCUCAGUUCCGUCUUGCGAUCCUGUACAUAUAUGGGCUUUUAGAAUUGGAAACGGGAAACGGACUAGGUACAAGAAGGAAUGGACUGCUUCUAUAUCCCACAAAGAUAGAUUAUAUACCCCCAUAGUAAAUUUGAUUGAGUCAUUGCUUCGAGUCGUAACAUGUCUUCGGG
Molecule: messenger RNA, 2550 nt
Organism: Fusarium verticillioides 7600
Lineage: Eukaryota; Fungi; Ascomycota; Sordariomycetes; Hypocreales; Nectriaceae
Product: sterol O-acyltransferase
Exons: 3
Coding region: 463-2286 (607 amino acids)
Biological process (GO): ergosterol metabolic process
Cellular component (GO): endoplasmic reticulum membrane
Molecular function (GO): ergosterol O-acyltransferase activity
Source: RefSeq, a predicted model, not a curated record